This is a messenger RNA of Conger conger (European conger), 864 nucleotides long. It is a transcript of the gene rpl7, whose product is annotated as ribosomal protein L7. Gene Ontology annotation, molecular function: structural constituent of ribosome; RNA binding. Gene Ontology annotation, biological process: maturation of LSU-rRNA from tricistronic rRNA transcript (SSU-rRNA, 5.8S rRNA, LSU-rRNA). The coding region runs from base 45 to 785 and encodes 246 amino acids. Gene Ontology annotation, cellular component: cytosolic large ribosomal subunit. The transcript has 7 exons. The record is from RefSeq and is a predicted model, not a curated record. NCBI's taxonomy places the organism in Eukaryota, Metazoa, Chordata, Actinopteri, Anguilliformes, Congridae.
AUGUGCCUCGCGCAUGCGUGAAGCCCUCUUUUACGGUGGGAAUAAUGGCGGGUGAAGAAGCAAAGAAGGUACCAGCGGUCCCCGAAAGCCUUCUGAAAAGGCGGAAGGCCUUUGCGGCCAUGCGAGCAUCUCGCAUCAAGAAGAUGCUGACUGAGAAGAAGAGCCGCAAAGUGACCAGGCACCUGAUCUACAAGCGGGCAGAGUCUUACCACAAGGAGUACAGGGAGAUGUUCAGGCGGGAGGUCCGUUUGGGCAGAACUGCUCGCAAAGUUGGGAACUUCUAUGUCCCUGCCGAACCCAAACUGGCCUUUGUCGUCAGGAUCAGAGGUAUCAACGGCGUCAGCCCCAAGGUGCGCAAGGUGCUCCAGCUUCUCCGUCUUCGCCAGAUCUUCAACGGAGUCUUCGUCAAGCUCAACAAGGCCUCCAUCAACAUGCUCAGAAUCGCCGAGCCCUACAUUGCAUGGGGCUAUCCCAACCUGAAAUCUGUGCGUGAGCUCAUCUACAAGCGCGGCUAUGGCAAGAUCAGGAAGCAGCGCAUUGCCCUGACUGACAACUGCCUCGUGGAAAAGUCUCUGUCGAAAUUCGGCAUCAUCUGCGUCGAAGACUUGAUCCAUGAGAUCUACACCGUCGGGAAGAACUUCAAGGGCGCAAACAACUUCCUGUGGCCCUUCAAGCUGUCUUCUCCCCGUGGUGGCAUGAACAAGAAGACCACCCACUUUGUGGAGGGGGGAGAUGCAGGCAACAGAGAGGACCAGAUCAACAGACUCAUCAGGAGGAUGAACUAGAGGAACGGGUUCUCGCACAAAAUCUGCUGCUGGCCUAUGCGAUAAAGAUCUCGAAUAAACGUUUAUUAAAAUUGAAAAA